UAAGCACGUUUCAAAACAGGGGUAAAAAAGUGGCUAGUGCAAAUUUUAACCCCCAGCUGUCGCUGAGAGACACAACCAGGAACCCUUUUGUAUUGGUGUUAGGCCAUGUUGAUGUAUGUAUGGUGGGUUCACUGUUCAACAAAAACAACUAUUUACGAAAAUGCUAAUCGAAGUGGACGAUCCUCGAACGGUCACAGUGAUGGGACUCCUGCAACAUUGUAAUUCAUCUGAACUGAAAGAACUUUUAAACGAAGACGCCCGCUUAGAGUUUAUCAUUCGCGAUUCUCAGUUGGUCAAGCAACAAGAAGGAGAAAAAGAUAUGCUACUAGCAAGCAACAAAUCUUUAGCUGAAUACAACUUAACUUGGGAACCUAAGAUUAGUUCUAGAAAGCAGAAAUUAGUUGAACUCUAUCAGAUUGGCUCUCAGCUUGAAAGAAGUCAAGAAGAAAAAGAAAAGCGGAUGGAAGAGCAAGGUGAUAGUAUCACACUUGACACAGCAAUUGGUUUACUUCAAUCUGCCACACUACAAGCUGAAGAAGAGUCUGAACAACUGGCUGAUAAAUUUCUUGAUAGAGCUUUGGAUGUUGAUACAUUUGUUGAGGAAUUUCAACAGAGACGCAAGAUGGCUCAUCUACGCAAAGUCAAGGCUGAUAAAAUGAAAGAACUUGUUGCCAAACAAAAGCAUUCUGCUCAUCAACAUGGCAUUUCAACCCACAUAAGGCCAGCCCCACCUCUUCCAAGCUAUGUCACUCAUUCUUCAAGUGCCAAUCCUCCACCUUACCCUAUCCAGAAUGCUCCAGGAAACCUUCCCUAUCCAAUCUUCCCCCCAAACAAUGCUUCUAGUAUGCCCUACCCUAUCUAUCCAAAUUGUAAUGUAUAUGACCCCAGGAUGUAAAUUGGAAACAUCCUGCUACAGUGUAAUUCAAGGUUUACAAUAUUUGAAGCAGUCUUCACUUUUUUCUUGUCUUGUAUUUAAAGGCCUACAAACAUUAAUAGUGAGUUCAACUGUACACAAACCAAAAAACUUUAUGGCCUCUUGUAAUUUUCUUUUAUUACAUCAUAAUUAGGUUUUCCUAGCAUGUGGAGCCCAGCCAAAAUCAUGAUGCUUAAUAAAACAAAUGCAAUAGCAUUGUCUGAUUUUUUAAA
Daphnia carinata is the source of this 1146-nucleotide messenger RNA. RefSeq names its product vacuolar protein sorting-associated protein 37B-like (gene Vps37B). Bases 116 to 895 code for a protein of 259 amino acids. The transcript is spliced from 3 exons. Gene Ontology annotation, cellular component: ESCRT I complex. Gene Ontology annotation, biological process: ubiquitin-dependent protein catabolic process via the multivesicular body sorting pathway; protein targeting to vacuole; protein targeting to membrane. The record is from RefSeq and is a predicted model, not a curated record. Lineage: Eukaryota; Metazoa; Arthropoda; Branchiopoda; Diplostraca; Daphniidae.